Rubroshorea leprosula is the source of this 925-nucleotide messenger RNA. NCBI's taxonomy places the organism in Eukaryota, Viridiplantae, Streptophyta, Magnoliopsida, Malvales, Dipterocarpaceae. The record is from the annotation of a GenBank genome assembly.
CAGUAAAUCAGCGUGGCAGAACGCAAAUCUUUAUUCUGAAAAAAUAAAAAUAAAUUUUUUUUUUCUCUACGGCCACUAAUUAUUCCUUGCCAAUGUUGCCGGUUGUCAGAUUAUCGGCGGCGAAAAUGGCAAACAACGUCAACGUGGACGGUUGCGGUCAGUUUCCGACGAUGCUGGUCACAAACGACGACGGAAUCGACGCAUCAGGCCUCCGUUAUCUCGUCCGCGUCCUCGUCUCCGCCAAUCGCUAACGAGUCUUCGUCUGCGCUCCUGAUUCCUUGGCAUGGAUUUCCUUUGGGUGUUAGAGAAUUAUCAACUAUUGUUCUGGUUGGCUCAUCUUGGUUGGCAAGCAGAAUGCCUAUUCAAUCCUCAACCUGGUGACCUUACAGUCUUAGUGGAAGACAUGACGUGGAGAGAGUACCAAGCUUUAGGAGACAUGCUUCAUGCUAAAAAUGAUGUUCUAGUAGACCUGACUGUCUGUGGAGGAAGGCUCUUCUGCCACACCUCGAUAAGUGGCAUUAAAGUUGAUAUUGAAAACUUUUUUAAUAAUGAAGCUGCCAAUUAAGCUUCUUACUUUCUUCAAACUGUUCCCAAUACCCAAUGAAUCAGGCAAUCGCUUAUUUGUUGUUUGUAUUACAGGAAGAUUCGCAAAAAGGGUGGAUUGGGGAUUUUACAGGUUUGUACCCACUGCUCUGGAGGUUUCAAGAUUAAAUUUCUCAAGGGAGGUAUGGGAAAAGAUGGACAUGCUAGAGAACAGAGCUUUCUUCAUAGGUGAUAAAUAUCAAUUCUCUUGUCAUUCUGCCAACCUAUAAUUGAAAAAAACAAUGCAUCUUUUUUCUAUUAUGCAUAUUUUUUCUAUUUCAACAUAUAAACAUAAGACAAUUUUGGUCCCAAUACCACUGUCCAAUAUAGAAAACACCAAAUA